Messenger RNA from Aspergillus puulaauensis, 2286 nucleotides. RefSeq lists its product as uncharacterized. Gene Ontology annotation, biological process: regulation of DNA-templated transcription; chromatin organization. The record is from RefSeq and is a predicted model, not a curated record. Gene Ontology annotation, molecular function: DNA binding; chromatin binding. Lineage: Eukaryota; Fungi; Ascomycota; Eurotiomycetes; Eurotiales; Aspergillaceae. The coding region runs from base 1 to 2286 and encodes 761 amino acids. Gene Ontology annotation, cellular component: nucleus. The transcript has a single exon.
AUGUCCAAGCAAAAUGGGGUUUCUUCAUCCCUCGCUUCUAUAGAAGCAGCGCCACCAAGCGGAACUGUGACCCCAAGCACUCGUAGUGCGCAGUCGCACCCAUCAGCCUUGUCCAACACAUCGUCGACUCGAACACUACAGACUCCAAACUCCAGUCGAUCCGGUACACCAUCUAGUAGAGUCCAUAUUCCAAAACUUUCGGCAGCCACGACGGAGCUCCUUGCACGGUUCGCCCGUGAUAUCAAAGGACCACGGCAGCAAGUGCUGCCAAGAGAUGAUCAAGCAUAUGUCAGCUGGAAUCCUUCUUCUUCAAACUCGGUUUACAGUAACCAAAGUACCAACUCUCGGAAUAUAGACACAAUGAGGGCUUCUUCAACACUCAUCGAGCUACCAACGGCUCCCUUCGUGUACCCAACCAGGGUGGAGGCGCGAGCUGUGGCCCCAAAUCUUGCGUCUGCGCCUACGCCGUCUUUCAACGGUAUUAAUGGGUCGCCUACCGCACCGAAUGGCUUGACUCAUAUCGCACCGAUGCCAGCGGCAACAUCUUCAACAUUGACACCAACGCCGGCCGGGCCAAAGGUGCCAACCCGCAUGCAGUUAUCGCCAGAGCAUCAACCACAAUCAUCUAACAGCAUUAAUGGAACUCCCGCGAAGAUUUAUGGCCCAGUCAAUAUCGCUCCUAAACCAGUCACAGCACAUCCCGCAUCGACACUGGUACUGGCUGGCCCGCAGAUCCCAGGCCCUACACGGACGUUAUCAGAACAUCAACCACCAUCUUCCACUAGCAUUAAUGGAACUUCAGCGAGACCCCAUGGAUCAAUCAAUAUCAUUCCUAGACCAGCAGCUAUUGAUUCGAUAUCAACACGAACACCGACUGGGCCGCAAGCAGCAGGCCAUCCACGGCUACCGUCAGAACAUCCAUCGCCCGCCGCCCACAUUAACGGGACUCCUGCAAGGGCCCAUGGCUGCUUUAAUAUAAAUCCUGGGCCUGCUGUUUCUGGUUCAGCAUUAAUACCGGCAUCAGCUAGCCCGCGAGCUCCUGUAGAUAUCCAAACACCGUCAGAACCUCGGCCGCCACCUGCAUCAGCAACAUCGUCAACAGCAUUAGCACCACUAGCGCCAGCUCCCACAACUUCAAAUAUCUCCAAUGGGUCGCUAACAAAGCCCUCAGCGGUUAUACCAGUCAAGGAUACAUCUCAUUCCCGCCAACGACGAAGUGCCGGGAGUAGAAAAAGUGGAUGCAAAAAGCGCAAGCGUGGCCAUGAUAGCGACGGUGAAGAUAUCAUUCGAGCGGCGGACUCUAGCUCGGAUGAAUCAAAUGUUACUCCAAUCGCAACACAAACGAAAUCCGGCCGACAAGUGAACAGACCUUCGCUAUAUGUUCCUUCACCUCUCUCGCCAGCUAUCCCCAGGGAGUCUCAUAAUCUUCAUGGGCCCUCCGACAAAUCCCAAGAGUCCACCAGGCCACGAAAACGGGCGCCCAAAAAGGGGAAGAACACGAAUAUUAUAUGUAUGUAUUGCCAGCGUGGCCAUAGCCCACCGAGCAAUGCUAUUGUAUUCUGCGAUAAAUGCAGUCGUGCGUGGCAUCAACACUGCCAUGAUCCGCCCAUUGAAAAUGAGGUGGUCACGGUGAAGGAAAAGGAAUGGCUCUGUCGAGAAUGCAAGCCUGUGAAGAUUACCAUACUCCAUCCAACUGUUGUCCGGAGCAAUCCAACCCCUAGCUCUGGGCCUCCCGUUCAUCCUCCAUUAGUGAUUCCCAAGACUGAAGUAGGAGGAGAGCAGUUCCCUACGAAUGACCGCCGGCGGUUUUUGUCAACAUUAUCACAUGCGGCACUUGUCGAAUUCCUUCUUGCUAUAUCAGAUAAACACCCGACUAUACCCAUGUUCCCUGAAAACAUGAAAUCAUUGCCGUCGUCAAACUUUGCAUCAUCCCAAGCUGUGACCACAGCAAGUCCUUCUCAAUUUAACGCCUCCAUCUCAGCGAACAAUGCAGGCCCUUCAGCUUCCAUACAGCCCAUAUCAGCUCUUGAGGGAGAGAACAAUGGCCAGCCAAAUACGGAUCCGGCCUCGGAACGCACUCACAGGGGACGUUACCACGAGUCAUCGGACGAGGACUCCGAGUAUGAAUUUCAGGAACACCGUCUCUACCCGCGAGCCGGGAAUGGGGUUCGUCUUUCGAAAAACCAGGAAGACCUCGAUAUUCUACAGGAGGACCCGGCUUGUCCCACGUUCAGCUAUGCAUUGCACAGAGCUCUGCCCACCAUCACGGGGAAUGUGCCUGCUUAA